AUGCAUUUCUCCUUGAAGCAUUUGGCAAUCGCUGCGUUUUAUGCUACUAAUUUAGGCUCUGCCUACGUCAUCCCUCAAUUCUUCCAAGAAGCUUUCAAACAAGAAGACCCAAUUGAGUAUCUUCCUGAACAAAAAGAAACACUCGACAAUGACAAUUCUGUCGUUGGCGCCACCAUUCCCAAGCCACAUGUUCCUUACUUCAUGAAGCCUCAUGUGGAAAGUGAAAAACUACAAGAUAAGAUCAAGCUCGACGAUUUGAACGCCACUGCUUGGGACCUCUACCACAUGGCCAACCAUUCCACUUCAGAGUACGGACACCCCACCCGUGUAAUCGGUUCCAAGGGCCAUAACAAGACCAUGGAGUACAUCUUGAACGCCUUUGAUGGUAUGCAAGAUUACUAUGAUGUCUCUUUACAAAAAUUCGAUGCCUUAUCCGGUAAGAUCAUCUCUUACAACCUUUCCGACGUUGAAACAGGCCAAACUUUUGCAAACACAACAGCUUUCGCUUUGUCUMCACCUGUAGACGGGUUCAUUGGUAAAUUAGUGGAAAUUCCUAAUUUGGGGUGCGACGAAAAGGAUUACGGUUCCGUGGUCCCACCAGGCUUGAACGAAAAGCAAAUCGCCCUCAUUGAAAGAGGUAAAUGUCCAUUCGGUGACAAGACCAACUUGGCCGGUAAGUACGGCUUCUCUGCCGUUGUCAUUUAUGACAACGAACCUAAAUCCAAGGGUGGCCUUCACGGCACUUUAGGAGAACCUACAAACCAUACCGUGGCUACUGUUGGUGUCCCUCACAAAGUGGGUAAGGAAUUGAUUGCUAAUAUUGCGUUAAACAUCGACUACUCCUUGUAUUUUGCCAUGGACUCGUACGUGGAAUGGAUCAAGACCCAAAAUAUCAUCGCUGACACCAAACACGGUGAUCCGGAUAACAUUGUUGCUCUUGGUGCUCAUUCUGAUUCUGUUGAAGAAGGCCCAGGCAUCAACGAUGAUGGUUCCGGUACAAUCUCACUACUGAACGUUGCCAAGCAAUUGACCCAUUUUAAGAUCAACAACAAGGUCCGUUUCGCAUGGUGGGCCGCUGAAGAAGAAGGUCUGCUAGGCUCCAACUUUUACGCUUACAACUUAACCAAAGAGGAAAACUCCAAGAUCAGAGUCUUCAUGGACUACGAUAUGAUGGCUUCUCCAAACUACGAAUAUGAAAUCUACGACGCAAACAACAAGGAAAACCCCAAGGGGUCCGAAGAGUUGAAGAACUUGUACAUAGACUACUACAAGGAUCACGACUUGAACUACACCUUGGUUCCAUUUGACGGCAGGUCCGACUACGUCGGCUUUAUCAACAACGGCAUCCCUGCAGGCGGUAUUGCCACCGGCGCUGAAAAGAACAACGUCGACAACGGUAAGGUUCUGGACAGAUGCUACCAUCAAUUAUGUGACGACGUUUCCAACCUAUCUUGGGAAGCUUUCGUCACCAACACUAAGUUGAUCGCCCAUUCCGUAGCCACCUACGCCGACUCUUUCAAAGGCUUCCCAAAAAGAGAGAUCCACAAGCAUGAAGAACUGACCGCAUUGAAUGCUGAAAAUCCACAAUUCAAGUACAGAGCUGACUUCUUGAUUAUUUAA
Molecule: messenger RNA, 1620 nt
Organism: Saccharomyces eubayanus
Lineage: Eukaryota; Fungi; Ascomycota; Saccharomycetes; Saccharomycetales; Saccharomycetaceae
Gene: APE3
Product: aminopeptidase Y
Exons: 1
Coding region: 1-1620 (539 amino acids)
Biological process (GO): proteolysis
Molecular function (GO): metalloexopeptidase activity; aminopeptidase activity
Source: RefSeq, a predicted model, not a curated record